AUGUCGGUUCUUCCUCUGCGGGUGAAAAUGUUGCGGCAGGUCUGGAGGCUGAAGGGCAUCGUCAUCCUCGUCUGCAGCCCCUUCAUCCUGCUGCCCCUUGCCGUCAGCACCACGGAGGCGGCCUGUGCUUAUGUUAUCGCGCUCAUGGCGGUCUACUGGUGCACUGAGGUGUUGCCUCUUGCGGUGACGGCUCUGCUACCAACAAUCCUGUUCCCAGUCCUGGGCAUCAUGGAGUCCAAAGAUGUGUGCAUGCAAUACCUGAAGGACACCAACAUGCUGUUUGUUGGGGGGCUGAUGGUUGCAGUGGCCGUUGAGCACUGGAACCUCCACAAACGCAUCGCACUUAGGGUUCUGCUGCUGGUCGGGGUCCGACCCGCUCUGUUAAUGUUGGGCUUCAUGACAGUGACGGCCUUCCUCUCCAUGUGGAUCAGUAACACAGCCACCACAGCCAUGAUGGUCCCCAUUGUCCAGGCCGUACUGGACCAGCUCCACAACAAUAUAGACCCUGAAAACCCCACCAAAAGACAGAGUAGGAAUGUCCUUCUACACCAGGAGCAUCCAGAGAAAAUCUCCAGUGUUCUGCAGACUCCUGUCCCCACUGUCCCUGAGGACACCAUGACAGAUCUCAACACCAAUUCAGAGAAAACCGCCAACCUACAGAGCAGGGUACCCUCUGAGCAGAUGGACAGAGAGGACAAUGUCAAACCAACACCACAGGACAAACCUCUAUCAGACAGCAAACCAGUGGUUGUUUCUGUGGAAAAUGCCUUCUGUCCGAUGGAGCUGGAGGAGCUGAGUGAUGAAGAGGAAGAGAGGGUUAGGAUGAGUAAAGGCCUUCUGCUCUGUGUUUGUUACUCUGCCAGCAUCGGAGGUAUCGCUACCCUGACAGGAACCGGACCGAACCUGGUUUUGGUUGGACAGAUGAGCCAACUCUUCCCUCAGAAUGGAGAUGUGGUCAACUUUGCGUCCUGGUUUGCGUUUGCUUUCCCCAUCAUGGUGCUGACACUGAUUCUUGCCUGGUUCUGGCUGCAGUUUCUUUACAUCGGCUGCAACCUGCGGAGAACAUGGGGCUGCGGAACGGUGCAGUCGGAGAAGGAGCGAGCAGCGUACAGCGUGAUCCGAGAGGAGCACCAGCGCCUGGGGCCGAUGAGUUACGGCGAGUUUAGCGUCCUCGCACUGUUCAUCCUCAUGGUGGUGCUGUGGUUCACACGAGACCCUCGCUUCAUGGACGGCUGGGCCACCCACAUCUUCAACUCCAAGUCUGAGUUCGUCACUGAUGCGACGGUCGCUCUGUUUGUUGCUGUGUUGUUGUUUGUUCUUCCAUCUGAACCACCGCGAUACCUGUGCUGCUGGAGGAGCUCGGACACAGAGUCUCGGACAUCCCAAGGCCCCGCCCCUCCUCUGCUCACCUGGCAGGUGACUCAGAAGAAGAUGCCCUGGAACAUCGUCCUGCUGCUGGGAGGAGGCUUCGCCCUGGCCAAAGGCAGCGAGGAGUCCGGUCUGUCCCGUUGGCUUGGCGAUCAGAUGACCCCUCUUCACUCCAUUCCUCCUUGGGCCAUCGCCGUCAUCCUCUGCCUCCUCAUCGCCACCUUCACAGAGUGUGCCAGCAACGUCGCCACGGCAACACUCUUCCUGCCCAUCCUGGCUUCCAUGUCCCAGUCUAUUAACCUGAACCCCCUGUACGUGAUGAUCCCCUGCACCCUCAGCGCCUCCUUCGCCUUUAUGCUGCCAGUGGCCACGCCCCCCAACGCCAUCGUGUUUUCUUCAGGUUACCUCAAAGUUUCAGACAUGGCUAAAACUGGUGUGGUGAUGAAUGUCAUCGGCAUCGCCUGCAUCACCCUGGCCAUCAACAGCUGGGGUCGCAUCUUGUUUUCUCUGGACUCCUUCCCUUCAUGGGCCAACAUGACUGCACCCACCUAA
This is a messenger RNA of Sphaeramia orbicularis (orbiculate cardinalfish), 1920 nucleotides long. Its product is annotated as solute carrier family 13 member 5-like. The coding region runs from base 1 to 1920 and encodes 639 amino acids. Lineage: Eukaryota; Metazoa; Chordata; Actinopteri; Kurtiformes; Apogonidae. The record is from RefSeq and is a predicted model, not a curated record. Gene Ontology annotation, cellular component: plasma membrane. Gene Ontology annotation, biological process: transmembrane transport; fumarate transport; succinate transport. Gene Ontology annotation, molecular function: citrate transmembrane transporter activity; succinate transmembrane transporter activity; sodium:dicarboxylate symporter activity. The transcript is spliced from 13 exons.